CACCAGCUGGAAAAGGACGCCGAGGCGGCCGCCGCGCUGCAGCCGCCAGGUCAGCGGCAGGUGGACAAGGGGCAGCAGCAGCAGGAGGAGCAGCAGCGGCGGCAGCAGGACCAGCAGGGGGAGAAGCAGCGCAAGGCGGCGGCGCGGCUGCUCGUGCGGCGCCGCAGCGUGCGCGGCGCUGCCGCCGGCGGUGCAGCGGCGGCCGCGGUGGCGCCACGGCGCCGCGGCGUGUUGGUGGGUGCGAGCAGCAUGGCCCGCCAGGUCAGCGCGCGACCGGGCGGCAGCUUCCCGCCAGGACGUCAGGCGGCGCCGGCGGGCCGCGGCCGGCUCGCGCUUGCCGGGGGCGGCGCGGCAGAGCAGCCGGCUCGCGCGGCCGUCAAGCCGGCGUGGCCGUCAUGGCUGACGGGGGAUGACGACACAGGGGAGGAUGAGUCAGCCAGUGGCAGCAGCGGGUCAUCCGACAGCAUGGGCGCCGCGGCGGCCCAGACCGCCCUCUACGCAACGCCACAUGCCAGGCCCGCGCCGCCGCCGCUGCUCGCAGCCAUGGCCGCGCGCCUGCCACCGCCGCCGCCGUUCCUCCCGGCGCCCCCCUUCGGCCGCGGCGGCGGCGGCGGCGCGGCCUCCGGUCCGGUGGAGAGCGCGUUCGCCGCGGCGGCGGCGCUGCCGCCCCCUGGGCGCAGCGAGGAGUCGCGGCUGAGCAGCAUGACGAGCGCCGCAUCUCUGCGCCCGCACCAGCCGCCCCUCCCUGUGUUCGCCGCGGCCCCCAGCGGACCCAACGACUUUGAGGCGUUCCUGAAGCAGCCGAGCGGCACGGCCGGCGCAGGCAGCAGCAGAGUGGCCAGCGCGAGGCCGCCGACGCGCUGA
Monoraphidium neglectum is the source of this 864-nucleotide messenger RNA. RefSeq lists its product as hypothetical. The transcript has a single exon. Lineage: Eukaryota; Viridiplantae; Chlorophyta; Chlorophyceae; Sphaeropleales; Selenastraceae. The annotation marks the transcript as partial. The record is from RefSeq and is a predicted model, not a curated record.